CUGGUAGUGGUGACAAAUACCCUGGCACUCAGUCCACAGCAAAUUGAUACUGAAUGGCGAAAGUUUAAGCGUGAAUUUGAGAGAAAUGAAUACACGGAGGGAUCAGAUGAAGAGGUGGUGAGACGACAGAUAUUUGAGUCCAAUUACCGGCUGAUAGUCCGCCAUAACAUGGAAGCAGACAAUGGGAUCCAUUCGUAUCGAUUGGGUGUCAAUCAGUUCGCAGACAUGACUGACGAGGAAUACCGCAAUAAAAUGGGUCUCGAUUUGAGUGGUCUAUCAGAACAUGAAAGUCGAUCAGAAAGUAGACACACAAUAGAUACCACUCUUUUGCCACAAAGUAUUGACUGGAGGGACAGACAUGUCGUCAGCCGUGUUAAGGACCAGAAAGAUUGCGAAUACUGCUAUAUAUUCACAUCUAUUGACACAAUUGAGAGUCAACUCGCUAUUAACACCAGUCAUUUGAUUGAACUAUCUGUACAAAACGUGGCUGACUGUGUAUACCCUGGUAAAUUUCAUUUUCUAAAUUGUUUUACCGGUGGAUAUAUGCACAAUGCAUACGAAGUGAUCAUACAAUACGGUGGCGUCGAGUCUGAGACCACUUCCCCCUAUUUGGCCAACGCUUAUAACUGCAGUUAUCGCCCGGAAUACAGGGCCGCCUCUAUUCAGGGGUACGUCAACAUCACAUCCGGCGACGAACUGGCCCUCCAGGAGGCCGUCGCCACUGUAGGCCCAGUAGCUAUCGGUAUAGACGCCUCUCAGACUGGGUUCAAGUUAUAUAAGUCGGGUGUAUAUACGGACACAAAGUGUAAGAAUGGGUUUAAGGACUUACACCACGCGGUGGUAGUCGUGGGCUAUGGGUCUGAGAGCGGUCACGACUACUGGCUAUUGAAGAACUCGUGGGGAACGACAUAUGGAGACCAGGGGUACAUUAAAAUUGCCAGAAAUAAUGUCAAUCAAUGCGGUGUAGCCACGUAUGCGCUCUACCCCACAGGAGUUACCAAA
Messenger RNA from Oppiella nova, 1002 nucleotides. NCBI's taxonomy places the organism in Eukaryota, Metazoa, Arthropoda, Arachnida, Sarcoptiformes, Oppiidae. The record is from the annotation of a GenBank genome assembly.